Molecule: messenger RNA, 411 nt
Organism: Funneliformis geosporum
Lineage: Eukaryota; Fungi; Glomeromycota; Glomeromycetes; Glomerales; Glomeraceae
Source: the annotation of a GenBank genome assembly
AUGAAUUCUAGCUUGGCCUCUCUUACAAAUAAUUUGGGUGAUAACCACCCAAUUACGACUGAGUAUUUCAAGAAACAAGGCUAUUCUUCUGAACAGAUUUCUUUAGCAUAUUGUAAAGGAAUUUUUCUUCAUGAGUAUAUAGACUCUCAUGACCGAUUUAAGGAAACAGAAUUACCUCUGAUUUAUGAGUUUCAUAGUGUUCUUGGAGGUAAGAUUUCACAAGAAAAUUAUAAUCAUGCCCAAUAUAUAUGGAAUGAAUUUAGGUGUAAGAACUUGGAAGAAUAUAAUGAUCUUUAUCUUAAAAUAGAUGUGCUUACCACACUUUCUCUAUUCUGGGAUGCUAUGCUCAAGAUGACCAAAGUCAAAAUUGAGCUAUUUACAGAAAUGGCAAUACAUAACUUCAUUGAAAAG